AUGUUGCGUUUGAGAUUCGUUUUCGUGGCCGUUGCCACAUACAUGGCCCUAGCCAAUGGCCUGGUCUUCGAGUGCCCAUACUCUAUCCAGUCCUACAACAACGAGGAGCUGCUGCGCUGUCUCCAGGACGGAUGGGAGAGAUUCUGCGAAGCCGAUGUGGACACAACUGUUCUGAACUACUAUCCAUCAGUCGCCCUGCGUGACGUGAAAAUCCUGCUCUUCGGCAAGGAGCACGUACACACUUACCACUUUGCCGAUCUCUGCGAUCUUUGCUCCAACCCUGACUUCCACCAGGGCCAGAAGACCGUUGUCUUUGUGUCCGGAUUCCCACCCAGUGAGGAUUACUCAUCUGUUUCUCUGCUUUGGCAGCUGCGUCAAACCUACCAUGACUGCAAUCUCAUUGCUGUUGAUUUGGCAACAUGCGUUGAGCAGACCUACAGCAGUUUGAAUGCUAACUACGAUCAUCUCGCCACAUCUGUGGCCAAAUUGGUUCACUAUUUGGUGGAUCAUUCAUAUGUGUUGGUUCAAGAUCUCUACCUGGUUGGCUUCUCCAUUGGUGCCCAGGUUGCCUCACACGCUGCUGCUAUGCUGCGUGACGAUUGUGAUCUCCUCUUGUACCAACUUCUUCUGCUCGACCCAUCGCUGACCUGCGACGGAGUUAACUACAUCAACAAGGAUUUGGCCAAGAAAGUCACGGCUCUGCACACCAACAGCGGUCACUACGGUGAGGCUGAUGUCGAUGUCCACGUGCAGCUCUUCCCCAAUGGCAAAGUGCGUCUCCAACCAUGCUGCAAGUCCAACGUCUGCUCUCACUACUUGUCCGUCGAACUCCUCGUGGAGGCUCUCUGCUAUCCCAACAGGCUCCUCUUUGUCAACUGCAAGGACUGGAGUGCCUUCCAGAAGGGCAAAUGCAACUACAAGGACGUUGUCGCACUGGAUCUCGAUGUCCCAUCCACUGCCGAGGGUCUCUACUUCUGCGUCACUACAGAGCACUCUCCUUACGGUCUGGGCAAUGCUGGUCUCAAGCCAGUCAAAUAAUUUUCUGCACCACUAUAAAAACGUACACAUUUCUGGGAAAUAAAACUAUGACAUUUUCACCAGAUUAUUUUUUUCAAUAUCUGCUCACCAUGGGUGUGUUUAUCUUUAAACAUAAU
Messenger RNA from Phlebotomus argentipes, 1154 nucleotides. RefSeq names its product lipase member H. The coding region runs from base 1 to 1038 and encodes 345 amino acids. The record is from RefSeq and is a predicted model, not a curated record. Lineage: Eukaryota; Metazoa; Arthropoda; Insecta; Diptera; Psychodidae. Gene Ontology annotation, molecular function: lipase activity. The transcript has 2 exons.